UUUCUUUGCCAGUGGUAUGGACGUAUAUUACAAAACCUGGCGAAAUUGGUAUACUUCCUUGAUCAGCUUCUUCUUCUACGUAUUUCAUCAAGGAAAAUAUUUGGUGUGAAGAGGAAAAUGGUUCAGUGAUUUUUCGAUCAUUCCCGUGAAAACGAGAAAGAAAGGAGUGCCUCUAUUUUCCGAAAAAUUCCUGGAAGCGCCCAAAGUCUGCCAGGAGUCUGGGAGCGAAGACUAUUCCAAGAUGGAGGACGAUAACGGUGGAGUUGGGAGUGCGUCGGAAAGCAGUUUGCUUCUGUUGGCUGAUGAGCUGAUUGACAUGGUGUUAUCUUACUCCAUAAUUGAUCAUAAGGACUUGUGCCACUGUUCACAAGUUUGUAGAAGAUUAAAUAUAAUUGCAGCUGGUAAUGAACUUUGGAAAAAGAAGGCGCUUUCGAGGUGGUGUUUUUGGAGAACCAUGCCAAAAGAAGACUGGUUGUCAAUAUACAGAGACAGAAUGCUGAUGGAACACAAAAUUCACCAUGCUCUGGAAACUAUGUCGAAAAAAUAUUACACAAAGGCUGAGGUUUCCAAAACAGAACUGGACAAAUUUGUACAUGUAGCAAAUGAGAAUCCUCAUCUUUGUUGCUAUGUGGAUGAUUCUUUGAGUGAACUUUUACAAGGAGAUCACUGCAAAGUCAAUUUGACUCACAGACAUUAUGCCAGAAAGAUGCAUUCUCAUCUUAAAAUUCACCAGCUUAAAGAUGAAUGGAAGAAGUUUCUGGUAUUACCUGAAGACCAGCAGCAUUUGGAAAAAGGUGCCAUGUUGAUUGCAAGAUGGAUUCUGAAUGAAGAGGACAUUGAUGAGAAUGACACAUAUGUGGAGCUUGAUAGAAUUGCUUGUACUGUGCAAGAGAGUCUCCGAGGUAAUAGCAGCAGUACAAACAGCAUAUCCACAGCCCCACUGGAAGAACGAAUGGCUCAAAGUAAUGAGGUGUUUGGGGCAGUUACACACCCUACAGCAUGUUUGAGAAUCCUGGAUUGUCUUAAGCAUGUGUUGUAUCAACAGCUACUGUUUAAAGGCAAUGUCAAUGAAUACUAUAAAAAGGACAACUCAAUGCUUUAUCAGGUUAUAAGAAGCCGCACUGGAAACCCUAUUACUCUAGCAGUCUUGUUUGUGGCAGUUGCUAGGAGACUGGGAGUUAACUUAGAACCAGUCAAUUUUCCCAGCCACUUUUUGCUGCGGUGGAGAUCUAACUUGGAUCCACAGGUUGAUGAUUCAUCUGCAUAUAAGUACAUCGACUGCUUUAAUGGCGGAAGAUUUUUGUCAGAGAGGCAGUGCCUGGAUUUGCUUUAUUCGCCGAUGACAAACACAAUAUCUGUUGGGGAUGUUCUUUUUGUAAGAGCUACUCCUAGACAGGUAUUUAUUCGUAUGGUAGCAAAUAUCAUCAAUAGUUAUAGGACGGUAGAGGACCCUGGUAGUCGGUUGAGUGGUCUGCAUUCUUCUCUUGACUUAGCUCUAUUUCUCGACCCUGAUGAUGAAAAUAGCAGACUACUUUUGGCAAGAAUACAGGUUCAUUUGGGAAUUGACCUAGAAGAGGCAGUUGACAGCCUUGAGACUCUAAUGAGUGGUGCAGUCUCAAUACGCAGAGGAAUUCUGGAUAAUCUUCUUGAACGAGCCAAUCAGAAAAAAAUUCAGCAGGAUUUAGAGGAUAAUCCUCCACAGCCAAAAUUAAGGUCUGAUCCAAGCCAUUCUCAAGUUGGGUUUAAAGUUGGAAUGGUUAUGAGGCACAGAUUAUACCAUUAUGGCUGCGUUAUUUAUGGAUGGGAUCCUGUUUGUAGAAUGGAUGAGACAUGGAUUCAGCAAAUGGGUGUUGACCAGUCACCUGGCGGCCGUAAUCAACCAUUCUACAAUGUGCUAGGUGACGAUGGCUCUCAAAGAUAUGCUGCCCAUAGUAAGCAUGUAAACUUGAGGGAAGAUCCUAAUCAGCAAUUAAACCCACAUCCUGAACUAGGGAAAUAUUUUAAAGGUUUUACUGGAAGCCGGUACAUACCGAAUGACUGUCUUCAACAACGAUACCCUGAAGAUGUGGACACCUGAAUUAGCCAAGACCAAUUUUCGAUGUAACUUGUCUUAGUUUACUUUAAAAUAAAUUCAACAUUUAAAGAAUAUAAUUGACACAGGUUUGUUCUCAAACUUCAAUUAUUCACAAAGUUAGAGCUUAUCUGUGUACAAUCCAAAACUUGUAUAGCCAUUGUAGUAUUCCACGAUCUUCGUGCAAUUACUCAGUUAUGAAAUGACUAAGAAAAUUAAGAAUGAGCAUGUAUUAAUUUGCUUGCAGGGGAUGAAUGAUAACUUUGCUUGCUCUCAGCCAAUCACAAUGAAGUGAUUAGUCAGUCUGAUUAUAAUAGUGAUUUUUCCUUAGUUAUAACUUCAUAAGGAGUGUAUCUUACUGGUAAAUUUUGAGUGUAUCUUACUGGUAAAAUUUGGCAUGUUUAUCUACUGCUAGUAGUAGCUGCUAUAAAUACAGUGCUGUAUGGUAGGUAAAUACCAGUAAAUUUCUUAGAAAGGAAAUAGAUCAAGAAAUCAGGGCAUUAUGUUGUAUAAUAGCGCAAAUCUUAUUAACAAGUAAUUUUGUAGAUAAAAGCCUUUGUUUGGCAAGUGUGGUACAGAUCACAUGAACAAAUAUUAAGUGCCAAAGAUAACAUUGUUUUACAUUGUUUUAAAUAAGAGCAGAAAGAUAAUAAGUUAAGGGUCACCUAUCAAGGAACUUGUAGGGUUUAGAUUCUAUUUUGCAAGUCUUGUAAAAGCUGCAUGAAAAUUAUUCAUAUUUUUAAAUAACCUUUGGAGAAUAUUGUAUGGAAAAAAAUAUUGAUCCUAUCCUGUAGUUUACAGAUCAAAAAAAUAAAAAUGUUAGUAUUCUAUGGUA
This is a messenger RNA of Orbicella faveolata, 2906 nucleotides long. RefSeq names its product F-box only protein 21-like. The record is from RefSeq and is a predicted model, not a curated record. Gene Ontology annotation, molecular function: protein binding; DNA binding. Lineage: Eukaryota; Metazoa; Cnidaria; Anthozoa; Scleractinia; Merulinidae.